This is a messenger RNA of Iphiclides podalirius (scarce swallowtail), 231 nucleotides long. NCBI's taxonomy places the organism in Eukaryota, Metazoa, Arthropoda, Insecta, Lepidoptera, Papilionidae. The record is from the annotation of a GenBank genome assembly.
AUGGCCGGAGCCCGACAGUGUUUCGGCCAUAGAAGGACCUCGCUCCCGCUCCCGCCUCCGCUGCCGCUCCCUCCUCCGCUCCCGCUACCGCUUACGUACGCACGCUCGCUCGGAAACGCUUCCGCUGCCGUUAAACAAGUUGUUACGCCCGGCUCCACCGGCUAUAAACAACGUACACGCGAGCUCCUAGUUAGCCUAACCGGUUUAUCUCAACGAGUUGAAAACAAGCAC